GUUUUGAUGCAUGGACUGGAGAAAUUAAUGGAGUGUUUUGAAGCGAAUGCAUGUCUUAGCUCAAUACAGUUAACUGAAAGUUCGAUCAGUAAGCCUGUAUCGGAUAUGCACAAGAUGCCGCAACUGACCGCAGAUGAUCUGUCAGCCAAAGGUGAUGAAGUUGAAGUGCAACAAAAGGCGUUAGAGACGCUGAGACGAUAUAAAACUCGGAGGCGUCAUAAUAUCCCUACAUUAAGAAUAACGUUCGGAUUAGUUUUAUGA
This is a messenger RNA of Anisakis simplex (herring worm), 261 nucleotides long. Lineage: Eukaryota; Metazoa; Nematoda; Chromadorea; Rhabditida; Anisakidae. The record is from the annotation of a GenBank genome assembly.